UGAAACAAAAGUCCAAGACAAUGAGCUUGAGCAUUAAGAGUGAACAGAAUGGAGAUACUGAGAUGGAGACACCAACUCUGAAGAGAAGACGAAGUGCUUCACCUUCAGACAAUAGGGCUACAAUGGAAAUGUCACUUGCAAUUGAUGCUGGUAUAUUAUGCAUGGAGGCUCUCUCAGACUUAAAAGAUCAGUUUGAAUGUACUAAGCAUGUUGCCACAAUGAUUUUCCCCUUAUUGCUAAUUCUCCCUAAGACUCAAUGUUUAAACUUGAAGGCCAUAGAAUUGGCCAAGAAAAUCGAUUGGCCUUUAUAUGAGAAGAUUUUCAUUCCAAGUGUACAUUAAAUGAUUUUGUAUUAAUUACAAGAAUAUAAUUUUUUCCUUAUUAUCCAAAUUUAUGCAUGUUAUUAUCUUCUUUCAGGAUGUGUGAGCUGCGACCAUGAAGUGCAUUGAGAGUUUAUCUGCUCUACGGCCUCGUGUAAACCUUUCAAAAUAUAAAACCAGUAUGAACCCCGUGCAAACUUUUUAAUUGGCUAAUUGUUUGUAUCUUAUAUAAUUCAGCCUUCUUUGUUAAAACUAUGACAGGUGAAAGUGGAAAAUGGAGUCACUUUCUCGGGGAACUACUAAGCUUAAUGGUUGAAUUUAAAGCAUUGUUACUAUCUGAUAGAAAUGUACUUUUCUCGUUUUUUACAUCUAAUUUGGGCUGCUCACGCAAUAAUCUUCUACUGCCAGAAACAAUUGGAGAAAGCUAAACAUCCUUUCUUUGGUCAAAGGAGUGGAUGGUCAACUCUUACAUGUAAAAGAUGUUAAAAUAUUGGCUAGCAUGCUUUUGAAAAGGCGUCGUGAAUAUCAUAUUCAACAUGCAGAGUCUUGCCAAAAGUUGU
Molecule: messenger RNA, 880 nt
Organism: Impatiens glandulifera
Lineage: Eukaryota; Viridiplantae; Streptophyta; Magnoliopsida; Ericales; Balsaminaceae
Exons: 4
Coding region: 21-341 (106 amino acids)
Source: RefSeq, a predicted model, not a curated record